Molecule: messenger RNA, 1776 nt
Organism: Aspergillus sclerotioniger CBS 115572
Lineage: Eukaryota; Fungi; Ascomycota; Eurotiomycetes; Eurotiales; Aspergillaceae
Product: M20 family metallopeptidase
Exons: 2
Coding region: 1-1776 (591 amino acids)
Molecular function (GO): hydrolase activity
Source: RefSeq, a predicted model, not a curated record
AUGGAUGAUGAUCGGUCAAAAAGUCCUGCGAGGGCAUCCAGAAUUCCAGAUACGUCAUUUCACCCGAUGCUGGGGAUUCCCGGUGAGGGCUGGGUUACUGGAAACUGGAAGCUGGAAACCGGAAACCGGAAAUCCCAUGGCUCACUGCUGUCGUCAAAACUGCCGACUGCAGAAGUUAAUUCGACUGAUCGUCUCUACUCCGUACAGUCUACACAAUAUUCCAGGAACAUCGGCCAUGAACUCCGUCGUGCUGCAACAAAUCCGAAAUGGCGUGACCAGACACUAACCACAACGGGCAGGUCCAGACUGACUCAAUCCAGCUUAUUCCUGCCUGCACCUUCAGGCAUCACUUCCCCCUUUGGGUCUAGCUCCAUCGCCAUCUCCAUCGCCAUCAACAGCCUCCUCACCUUCAAGACCAGCACCACCACGAUCCCUCCCAAUGUUUCCCUUCGUCCAGCCAAUUGGCCUCAUUUCUCCCCACAGGGAAUGCGUCAGACCCUUUCCGACCAUUUUUUGACUCCCAGAACCAUGAAAUUUUCCAUCGCCCUGCUUGUAACCGUCGGCUUAGCCUCGGCUGCACCCCCGCAGACUCCAUUGUCCCUCUCCUCCACCCCAUCGGACAUCAUUGAUGCCUCUCCCUUCCUCUCCUUCCACCGUGACCUUGUUCAGAUCCCUUCUGUCUCUGGUAACGAGACCGCCGUGGGAUCGUUCGUCGCCGACUUCCUCGAAUCUCACAACUUCACCGUCAUCAAACAGCCCGUGCCCCCGUCUUCCCAUGGCAAUACCGAUCGCUUCAAUAUCUUUGCCUAUCCAUCCGCCUCCCUCUCCAAGGAUCGACCAGAAAUUCUCUUAACUAGCCACAUCGAUACCGUGCCCCCCUUCAUCCCCUACUCCCUCCAUGAUGACGCCGACAGCAACAGCGAUGUCCUCAUCGCCGGCCGUGGCACAGUAGACGCCAAAGCCAGCGUCGCUGCCCAAGUCUUCGCCGUCCUCGACAUCCUCCGCGCCGACCCAACCGCAAAUCUAGGCCUCCUGUUCGUCGUUGACGAAGAAGUCGGCGGUUUGGGCAUGCGCGUCUUCUCCGAGUCACCCCUCAACCCCUCCCCCUCGCCCUUCCAUACCGUCAUCUUCGGCGAACCCACCGAACUAGCCCUCGUCGCAGGCCACAAAGGCAUGCUUGAGUUUCCGCUUAUCGCGAAAGGCAAAGCCGCUCACUCAGGCUACCCCUGGCUCGGUCAGAGUGCCAUUUCAGCGAUCCUGCCCGCAUUGUCCCGCGUCGAUAUUCUGGGCAACAUCCCCGCAGAGGAGGGUGGUCUCCCCUCUAGCGACAAGUACGGUCGUACUACCGUGAACAUCGGGCGCGUGGAUGCCGGCGUUGCAGCGAACGUGGUACCCGCGUCUGCAUCUGCGGAGGUCGCGGUUCGUUUAGCAUCGGGGACGCCCGAUGAGGCGCGGGACAUCAUCGCGCGUGCGGUGAAGAAUUCUACCGGCGACAACGAGCAUGUGUACUGCGAUUUUGCGGCCCGCAGCGCGGGUUAUCCUCCCCAGGAUUUGGAUACCGAUGUAUCCGGGUUUGAGGUCAUCACGGUGAACUAUGCGACCGAUGUGCCGAACUUGAAAGUCUCCGAGGGAGUCAAGCGGUAUCUGUAUGGGCCCGGGAGCAUCCAUGUUGCGCAUGGUGAUCAUGAGGCCAUCACCGUCGGUCAGCUGGGGGAGGCGAUUAGCGGGUAUAAGCGGUUGAUUGAGGCUGCUAUUCAGCGGACUCGUGUGAAUUAG